Molecule: messenger RNA, 963 nt
Organism: Vanrija pseudolonga
Lineage: Eukaryota; Fungi; Basidiomycota; Tremellomycetes; Trichosporonales; Trichosporonaceae
Exons: 4
Coding region: 53-883 (276 amino acids)
Source: RefSeq, a predicted model, not a curated record
AUUGCAUUGCAUUCGCGACGUCCAUCUUUGCACCCACAUCCCAUCGCGCACCAUGUCGCAGCCAGCAAGCACCGACUCGUCAAAAACCGACAUUGAGGCGGGCAAGACGGGCCCCAAGUCGCUCGUCGCACGAAGCGUCGAAUACCUCCAGGCCCAGGUGGAUCCUAAAAAGUGUAUCUGGGUCUCCAUCUAUGCGUGUUUCUUGACGGGCUACACCAGUGCCAUGUCCUUCUCGGCAUGCUUCAUCUGGUGUGGUUUCCAGACGGGCAACGUCGCGCAGCUGGGCAUUGCCAUUGCGCGCGCAUUUGACCCAAUCGGAGAGCGGACAUAUGGCUUCGAGAAGCCCGACCAGCAGGCCGUGUGCUCGCUGCUCUCGUUCCUCAUCGGCACUACGCUGGGCCGCAUCGGCGACAAGAUCGGCGCCAAGCGCCGCACCUGGCUCGUCCUCUCCAGCCUGCUGCAGGUGCUCCUCGCUGCCGCGGCCACCCUCGCACACCACUACUCGGGCCAGAGCGGAUACGCCGGCACGCGCCACAACCCCUCGUGGACCAACCCGCUCGGCUUCGUCGCCCUGGCCUUCAUCUCGGCGUCGCUCGGUCUCCAGGGCAUCAUCGGCAAGCGCAUCGGCUCCCCCAUGAACACGACCGUCGUCCUGACCACGACAUGGGUCGAGAUCUUCAACGACCCCCUCCUCCUCGCAUUCAAGAAGGUGCAGUCGCGCGACGUGCGUGUGAGCGGUGUGCUUGCGCUCCUGUUUGGCGCGUUCGUCUCCCGCGCCAUCUCGGGCGGCGGUGGUGUCGUCGCGGCCCUUGGCGCGCUGUGCGGCUUCCGCCUCCUCCAGACCGUGUGGUGGAUUCUCACGCCCAGCCCCCCUGAGGUUUAGGCUUAGACGUAUCAUAGAGAUAGAGGUUGUAGAGGGGGGAGGAGGUUCAUAAUGCAUGCCGCUGGCUUCUUGGCACUGUG